This is a messenger RNA of Acytostelium subglobosum LB1, 1164 nucleotides long. RefSeq lists its product as hypothetical. Bases 1 to 1164 code for a protein of 387 amino acids. The record is from RefSeq and is a predicted model, not a curated record. Gene Ontology annotation, molecular function: cysteine-type deubiquitinase activity; cysteine-type carboxypeptidase activity; K48-linked deubiquitinase activity. Gene Ontology annotation, cellular component: cell periphery; cytosol. Lineage: Eukaryota; Evosea; Eumycetozoa; Acytosteliales; Acytosteliaceae. The transcript has 5 exons. Gene Ontology annotation, biological process: protein K48-linked deubiquitination.
AUGACAAAGAAUGGCAAGUCUGAGGAGUUCGAUACCUCACGCCAGUCUUGUGAGAAGUUUGGUUUCUUCCCUGGUUCACGUGUCAAGACUCCAAAGGGUCCCGCAACAGUAAUCGGUGUCAAAGAGAACCAUCUAUGGUUUCAUCUAGACUCGGAUAAGGGUGCAUCAUAUUGGGACAAUGCAAAGGACUAUGAGACAUUGGUGUUCGUAUUGGAUGUACAGUUGAUGGAUGAUAUAGCACCAGUGGAAACAUCAAAACAAUAUAGAGUAAAGAGAGUACAGUACAAAGGUAAAGAGAGGAGGAUUGUACUACAGAAUGAGAAUGGUCCAUGUCCUUUGAUCUCAAUAGGCAACGUCCUACUGUUACAGGGCAAGAUCAACAUCGAACAAGAGAAUACAUUGAUAUCCUUGCAGAAGCUUGGCGACCUAAUCAUAAGAUAUGCAAAGCAACUCUACAAAGAUGAGCCACACUUUAUCCAGAUCAUAGAGGACUAUGACAAGACUGUACUCCCAACGUUGGAGACUGGUCUCAUUGUAAAUAUCUUAUUCAACAACAUCUUUGCAUUCGAGAAGAACCAUCCGAUUCAAAUCUUUGACUAUCUGAAGAUCAGACUGGUUCACGGAUGGCUCAGCGACCCAGAGAACGUCGAGGCACACAACUUGAUAAGCAACCUCAGCUACAACGAGCUGGCCACAAAGAUUGUGGACUUUGAGAAGAGCUUCCCUUUAAUCUCAUCAAAGGCCGAGAAGCAGAUCAGAGACUUGUUGAAUGGAAGCCAGUUGUCCUCUUAUGGAUUGGAACAGAUUAGAACAAGCUUGGAGGAGGACGAGAUAUGUGUAUUUUUUAGGAACAAUCACUUCGCCACGAUCACCAAGCACGAUGGCAGUCUGCACAUCUUGGUGACGGACAUUGGCUACGAGACGGAGAGGAACAUCGUGUGGGAGAAGAUCAUCACGUUGGACGGCGACAACAUCCUGCUAAAUAGCGAGUUUAAGACGAGGAAGGAUGCCAACAUGGACGAGGUCAUUGGCAAUCUGCUGGCCAUUGGUUUCCAGGAGUCCCACGUGCGCGAGGCCAUCGCUCACGUCAACAAGCAAGAGUCGAGCGAGGAGCCAUUCGAGCUGGCGAUCUCCUAUUUGAACAGCAAGAACUAUACCUGUUGA